This is a messenger RNA of Cololabis saira (Pacific saury), 2152 nucleotides long. Its product is annotated as LIM domain and actin-binding protein 1-like. The record is from RefSeq and is a predicted model, not a curated record. Gene Ontology annotation, molecular function: actin filament binding. Gene Ontology annotation, cellular component: actin cytoskeleton; plasma membrane. Bases 95 to 2014 code for a protein of 639 amino acids. Gene Ontology annotation, biological process: actin filament bundle assembly. The transcript has 8 exons. Lineage: Eukaryota; Metazoa; Chordata; Actinopteri; Beloniformes; Belonidae.
CGUCAGGUAUCUGGCAGGUCGCACUCACGCACACAGGUGGGGCCGCAUUCAGAGGGAGAUCUCCGAGACAUAAGUCCUCAAAUAGUUGACAGAGAUGGAAAGCGGUCCGUUUAAUCGGCGGUCCUGGGCGACGCAGUCCUUGCGUGUGACUGCCAAGGAGGUGUCUCUGGUCAGUGGACGAGGGAAAACCAAUGCCAUUGCAGAACGCUUCUCCAAAUACCAGAGAGCUGCUGAAGAGUCGAGUGCAGAAAAGAAGAAAGGUUCCUUUGAAAGUGCAACAACCUCCCUGCGCUCUGGCAACCUAAGUGCUCUGAAGAAGCGCUGGGAGCAAACAGGAAACCUAAAUCAAGACAAGACUGCUUCUAUUCCACCACCAACCCAGUCCAGCAUUCGUCGCAGGCCCCCAGCGUUGACGAGGCCUGCGUCUAUCACUGAGGACGCCCCCCCGGUGAAGAGCCCCGCCCCGCUGACCCAUCAGGGAGGUCGGCCUGCAGCCAGUCAGAUCCAGCCGCCACCCGCAGCGCCAGAGGGUGAAGAGCACGGAGGGAUGGACAGGGAGGAGAUGUCACACAGUGGAAGACCCGAGAAGAUUGAAGAAGAAGCCCCGACGAGCCCAUGUGCCACAUAUGAAAAACCCUCAGUGCCACUGAGUCGUCUGAAGAUGAAGUUUGAGAAGUUUGAAGACUCUACGGACAAGGGUCUGGAGACGACGGCUCCAAAAACAUCUGCCCCUGUACACGAGAAACACUCACCUGCCCCUGAGUGCAACGGUGAGAGCGCAGAGAAACCAAAAGCAGCCAGAAAGUUUUGCCCACCGGUGAGGGAGACGUGCAUUGCUUGCCUGAAAACGGUGUACCCACUGGAGAGGCUGGUGGCUCAUCAGCAUGUUUACCACAAAAGCUGCUUUCGCUGUGUUCACUGCAACACGAAGCUCAGUCUUGGGAACUAUGCGUCUCUUCAUGGGAACGUCUACUGCAAGCCCCAUUUCAGUCAGCUGUUCAAAGCCAAAGGCAACUAUGACGAAGGCUUCGGCCACCGUCCUCACAAAGAGCUGUGGGAGCAGAAGGCUGACGGAGAAGAAAGGGAGGAAACUAUGAAGCCAAAAGAAAAAGAAGCACCUGCACCAGUGAAAGCUGAGAGUCCCUCGGACAUACAGUCACCAGCGCCGCCUGAGGAAACAUCACCACAGGUUAAGGUGACUGACCUUACUGCCUUACUAGAGACCCGUGUGCAGACACAUGCAAGCUCUGGAGAGAAACCUCAGUCUCCAGACAAGCCGGCUGAGAAACGCAGGCUGAGGGUUGCCUGGCCUCCCCCGGCCGGGGAGGACCAGUCUGGAGCGCCGGCAUCCAGUCCAGGCACAGAGGGGGUUCCUUCAGGUCGGCCCUGGAGAGCCAAGUGGCCCCCAGAAGAUGAAGCACAGCAGCCAUCUUUCCAGAGCUCGGAGCGGGCUGAGCUGAAGAGCCUGAGGAGGAGCACUUCUCUGAAGGAACGCAGCCGCGCGUUUACAGUUGCAUCCAAAUCCAAUCCCGUCACCGGUCUGGGUUCGAAGGAGCGUCGUCGUCCUCCUCUCAGGUCACUGCUGGAAUGGAGAGCAUCAUUGGAGGAAAAGAAAACAUCUGAAGGAAGUCCAAACGAAAAUAACCAUGAGGUCCCACAGGGGAAACAGCUGAAAAAGGAAGAGAGAAAGAUGCCUGAAACACCAAGUGAAGAUACAGUGAUCACAAGUAAGACCAUCUUAGAAGAGGACACGGAGAUUCCACCUGGACAAAAGAAGGAAAGCUGCAAAGAGGAACAAAAUGGAAAAGUGGCAGCAGAUGAGAUGGCUGAGGAAAAAGCCUCCGAUAUGUCACCUUCCCCUUCUCCACCUCUUCUGCCAAAGCAGAACCGUGCCUCCCAGGAUGUGGGCUUCUGGGAAGGGGACAAAGAAGGAAGUGAUGCAGAGGAGCCGAGUCCAGAGGAUAUCAUCAAGAAGAACCGCUGUUACGAUGAGGAUGAGGACUGUGAAGUUUAAAAGCACCAGAAAAUUUCACCUACAUCCUCCGUAAAACGGUUUUAUUUUUUCUCGGAUCAUAGACGGAUCUCAGAUUUAGCUUCGCCAGAUUCUGUAGCCUUACUAGAGAUGCAAAACUGUUUGUCCAUACACACACAU